CAACAAACCAGGUCUCCCCAGUCAGUCAGUCAGCCAGCCAGUCAGUCAGUCGCUGGUGCUGUGCAGCCGGUUGGCAUGCUUAGUCGGAUAGCUUCACUGCUCGACAGCGGCAGCAACACGGUGGCUACGCGGAAAGGCGCCUCAUUUCGCGGGUGUCUUGUUGGUGGAUUCGGUCGCGCGUUGCAUCAGCUGGUGUUUGUUGUUUCCCGAUGAACGGAGGCCAAUAGUCGGGUGGAAUCCAGAACCAGAAGUAGAACAUCCAACAAGAGCAAUAUCAAAAAAGUGUGACGCUAGUGCUGAAAGAAGAUUGCGAUUGCGAAAACGGAAGAAUACCAACGAGAUAAAUGUGUAUAGAAGAAGCAAUUUGAUUGCCGCCCGCAGUGCUGCCGGAGAGAGGGAGAGAGAGAGCGGGGAAAUAAUUGAACCUAUUGAAGAGCAUCAGUGCAGUCAGUUUGUUCGAGUGUUGAAGUCGGCCGCGUUGGAUUUCGGUGAUUGUGGCGCGUAAAAUUUUCAACCAAUACCUUCCGGCAGAAUUUGUUGUGUACAUGAUAAACUAGUGGUAAGCCGGGUCAGCGCCGGUCACCGCAGGCUGUCUGUCGGCAUAGGAAAACCGAGAAAGUUGAGUAUCGAUUGGUGAGACCGUCGUCGUGGGACGUGAAAAGCUAGUGCGAAUAACAACAACCAAACCGGAGUGGGGGUGAAAGUGUGCGGGUGGUGCGUUGAGGGUGUUGUCUUCCUGGCCCACAGCGGUAAUAGCGAAACGAAGAAAAAUGAAAGAGUUCAUGACGGAUAGUCGAAGAUAAUAUGGAAAUGGUGCUGUGACGCGCGCUUUGUUGUUGAUCUACAUAGACCCCGCCGGGUACGUGGUGGUCGUUGUGCCAAGCAUCGGCAUCAACGACGACGACGACGGUGGCGACGACGAUAGCAACUACGAGGAAGAAGACCACUGCACGAAGUGAUGGUGUGACAUCCAGCCGUUCAGUGUGUGAUAGUGGAUAAAUAAAUUAAUGUGCAGCACUAGUGAGCGGAAGUAAUCCGCUUUUGAAGUCGAACGUGCGGAGGAAAAAAAGACGAACCGAAAAGUGAAACAAACGUAGCGAAAAGUGUUUCAAUGAAAAAGGCACCACGUGCCGAUGUCGGCGGCAUCCGGCAGAAAAACAGUGAAAUAAUUCCCGUUAUGCAGUUGGCCACAGGCGGCACCACUACGCCCGAUAUCGAGUGGGAAGAAACAAUGGGCUGCCGUCGGUGCCGUUUGCCACCGGAACCGGAAGUGCAGUCCCGCGUCAACUGUUGCGAUUUUAUUGUGAAGCUAAUGUGAACUGAGUCGAGUGAGUGAGUGGAAUGAAGCGAUCCUGACCGGAGGUGGCGGUGGGAUCAUCACAAUCACACACACACACACUGAUACUUACAAAAGAACCUAUAAUCUGUGCCGCGGAUUCAGGAAGUUGUUCCAUUCGUUGUGUUAGUGAUGGUUGCGGCGGAAGCGCACCCGAGUGCGGCAGAUUUACGAGCACAAUAAACCGGCACCAGCGGAAGCUGCAAGGAAGCGGACUUUUGUACCACCAGCGCCAACCAGGGCCCUGAUGGGCCAAAGUGCUAGCAUGUGUCGCUUUAAUGGUUGUUAUAAGAAGAAUAAGCAAGGCCUGCACUUGCGCAGUAUAGAGGAGCCUCAGAGCAGAAUGCCCGCCGAGCAGGGGGGCACAGUGGGACUCGAUGCAUCGUUGGGCUCUCGUUCUGGUGUCCCCCUGCCGUUACAGCUACAGCCAGCUUCACAACAGUCUGGGCCGAACAGUACCACCGGCGGCGGUCUGAACCAUCAUCCGCUGGCGCUGAGCAAUCACCACCACCUGCAUCACCUGCAUCACCAUCAUCAGCAUCUGCAUCAUCUGGGUAGCAGUAGUAGCGGCGGUGGAGUACCACCAGUAACCGGAUCUAGCUCCGGCGGCUACGAUGCCGAGUACGCCCGCAUGGAAGCCUGGCUGGACGAGAAUCCGGAGUUUGUACAGGAUUACUUCAUACGGAAGGCGACCCGGAAUAUGGUCGACGGAUGGCUGGUGUCCCAUGCCACACCGAUGACGACCGGUGCCGGAAAUAGCACGGACUCGCCGACUCACGGCAGUGGAGCACAACCGAGUUCCUCGCGGGCAGGUUCCGGAGCAACGACACCGGUGAGGAAAAUUUCCGCCCACGAAUUCGAGCGCGGUGGUCUGUUGAAGCCGAUCGUGAACACCAUCGACGGGACGCCAACCUUCCUCAGUAUUGGGCUGCAGAACGAAAACUUCCAGUGCGGCAGCGGUCCAAAUCAGAACGGAACGGCGGGUGGGCCUAGUGGAAGCCAACGGCCGCAGAGGCUAUCCCGCAAUGAGCUGCGGCAGUUGGAUGAGCGGGAGCUUAUUUUCGAACUGGUUAAGGAUAUCUGCAACGAUCUGGAUGUGCGUUCGUUGUGCCACAAAAUCCUACAAAAUGUGUCAAUUCUGUUGAAUGCCGACCGUGGAUCCCUUUUUCUAGUGCAAGGCAAAAGUACCUGUGGCAGUGAUAAUACCAAAAAAUGCUUAGUGUCUAAAUUAUUCGAUGUCUGUUCGAGCAGCACCCUGCAGGAGAUGGAACAGCAGGGCGAAGUGAAGGUAGCGUGGGGCAUGGGAAUCGCCGGUCACGUGGCCGAAAGCGGCGAGCCCGUCAACAUACCCGAUGCUUAUCAGGACGAACGCUUCAACCGGGAAAUCGACGUACAAACUGGCUAUCGUACAAAGGCGCUACUCUGUAUGCCCAUCAAGGACGGAUCCGGGGAUGUGGUCGGAGUGGCCCAGGUGAUCAACAAACAGGGAGACCAGUGCUUCACUGCUAUCGAUGAGAAGGUAUUUGCAGCCUAUCUGCAAUUUUGCGGUAUCGGACUGCGGAAUGCUCAACUGUACGAAAAGUCCCAAUUGGAGGUGAAACGGAAUCAGGUCCUGCUGGAUCUGGCACGGAUGAUCUUCGAGGAGCAGAGCACAAUCGAGCAUAUGGUGUUCCGGAUAUUGACCCACAUGCAGAGCUUAAUUCAAUGCCAAAGAGUUCAAAUCCUACUGGUGCACGAAGCGUCCAAGGGAAGCUUUUCGCGCGUGUUUGAUUUCGAAGCCAAUGAUCUCAGCGGGGACGAGGGCGACCCCAGGACGAGUCCGUUCGAGUCCCGUUUUCCCAUCAACAUAGGCAUCACCGGUUAUGUCGCAACAACCGGAGAGACUGUAACUAUCGGCAACGCGUACGAGGACGACCGAUUCGAUCCGAGUGUCGAUGACGGGCAGGGCUUCCGCCAUAAAACGAUCCUGUGUAUGGCGAUUAAAAAUUCUCUAAGUCAAAUUAUAGGUGUAAUACAGCUGAUCAAUAAAUUUGACGACCUGACUUUUACCAAAAACGACGAAAACUUUGUGGAAGCAUUCGCCAUCUUCUGCGGCAUGGGCAUCCACAACACGCACAUGUACGAGAAGGCGAUCGUAGCGAUGGCCAAACAGAGUGUGACGCUGGAAGUGCUCAGCUAUCACGCAUCGGCCACAAUGGACGACGCCUACCGGUUACGGCAACUAAAAGUCCCAUCGGCAGCGUACUACCAACUGCACGACUUCAAGUUCGAUGAUCUGAACAUGGAGGACGACGACACGUUGAAAGCGUGCAUACGAAUGUUUUUGGAUUUGGAUCUAGUCGAACGGUUCCACAUUGACUAUGAAGUGCUGUGCCGGUGGUUGCUUUCAGUUAAAAAGAACUACCGGAACGUCACCUACCACAACUGGCGGCACGCUUUCAAUGUGACCCAGAUGAUGUUUGCGAUUCUCACUUCAACUCAGUGGUGGAAAAUUUUCGGCGAGAUUGAAUGCCUUGCGCUGAUCAUCGCUUGUUUGUGCCAUGAUCUGGAUCAUCGUGGAACAAACAACUCGUUCCAGAUCAAAGCUUCCUCGCCGCUAGCUCAACUGUACUCCACUUCGACGAUGGAGCAUCACCACUUUGACCAGUGUCUGAUGAUCAUCAACAGUCCCGGUAAUCAGAUUCUGUUGAAUCUGUCCUCCGAUGACUACAGCCGUGUGAUAAAAGUAUUAGAGGACGCGAUCCUGUCAACUGAUUUGGCGGUGUAUUUCAGGAAACGCGGCCCGUUCCUGAAUCUAGUAAAACCAAGCUCACAAAGCUCGUUAUGGCAAGCGGAUGAACCACGCUCCCUGCUGAGAGCCAUGAGUAUGACGGUGUGUGAUUUGGCGGCCAUUUCCAAACCGUGGGACAUCGAGAAACGUAUAGCGGAGCUGGUAAGCUCCGAAUUUUUUGAACAAGGCGACGUGGAACGACAGGAGCUCAACAUUACUCCGAUCGACAUAAUGAAUCGGGAAAAGGAAGACCAGCUACCCAUGAUGCAGGUGGGAUUUAUCGAUUCCAUUUGCCUGCCCAUUUACGAAGCAUUUGCGUGUCUGUCCGACAAGCUCGAACCGCUGGUGGAAGGUGUGAGGGAGAACAAAAAUCACUGGAUCGAACUGGCACAGAGUUCGAAAGCGAAGUUCGCCAACAACAACAACGACACUGUCAGCCAAAAUAAUAAUAAUAACAACAAUAACAACAGUAAGGUCAACAACCUCAGUUUGACCAUUAACAGGAGCAUCAGUACUGAGGAGUCCAGUGAAAACCGACGACCUACAUUAGGAUCGCCCACAAGUAAUACCAAAUGCAGUACCGCUAGUAAUGCAAUUGGCACUGAUCACGAUAACCUUAGCAUAGGUAGCCACGAGAUUAACUGUUCAAGCAACAUUACGGAGAAGAUUGUCGGUCGGCUUGGGUUGGAUCUGACCACGACUUCCCCCUACCCGGAGGUUCCGUCCUACCUGGUGGCCAAGAAGGAGAACGGUUGGAUACACCAUGGAAACGACAAAAUUCGACUUCUCCGGCUAACUUCGUUGGAGGGCAAGGCGAGCAGCGGCGAACAACCCGUUAUGGACCAAUGAACCAAAAAUCAAACGAACGAAAAAUCUUAUGCAGACCACAAACACAAACACACAGGACAAGUAUUCAAUAACUCACACAUACAUACGCCCACGAAUUUAUUCAUACAACACUCCAUAAACGUUUUGUGAUGUCGUUCUUGUGCUGAUUGCACGACAAGAUAAAUGUUUGAUUGAACACAUUUUAUCCAAUUUUUCAUCAUGACGCUCUCUGUACACCUACCCUUAUUUUCCGACGAGAAUUGACUUCCUCCAGGAUGAUUUGCGUGCUAUCAGUUCCGAUUCGAUUUCUGCAGAUUCUGAGCCUCACUGAAACAGCAGUCAGAUAUAAUGUAGAUACAAGUUAAUCUUUCAUCCAAGUUUAGGCAAACCUCCAACGAUGUGGUGCACAAACAUGAAUGUAUAAGUGUACAUAACAAAAGUAAAAAUCUCCAGAAUUCCACAUAUUUCCGUAGAAUCCUUCUUCAGCAGUUGUGUGGAUAGAAAAUUCAAUAUCAAAAAUGGAGCACUAGUCAGCAGAAUAAUGUAGUAGUUUUUAUGACUUUUUUUUUCGUAGAGAUUAGGAACUAGGCUAAUUUUAGCAGAGGCAAGCUGCGUGUUUGAGAAUGAUUGGUGUGCUUAAGCUGGACUAGCGGAAAGUGCGAAAAAAGAAAGAAAAAGUAUACUUUGAGAGCAACAGAGUUAAAUGGAAUAAAUUUUUAUCGUCACAUUACACAGUGUUACAGAACGUUUCCUCUGACGGUCAAAAAAUUACUAUUCCUUUCUCCUAUAGCGCUAAGUUUUGUGUAUUAUUGGAAAAUCGAGAGAAUUCUAGAAUAAAAAUCUUCUAUAUUUGA
Messenger RNA from Topomyia yanbarensis, 5788 nucleotides. It is a transcript of the gene Pde11, whose product is annotated as dual 3',5'-cyclic-AMP and -GMP phosphodiesterase 11. NCBI's taxonomy places the organism in Eukaryota, Metazoa, Arthropoda, Insecta, Diptera, Culicidae. Gene Ontology annotation, biological process: signal transduction. The coding region runs from base 1584 to 4955 and encodes 1123 amino acids. Gene Ontology annotation, molecular function: 3',5'-cyclic-AMP phosphodiesterase activity; 3',5'-cyclic-GMP phosphodiesterase activity; protein binding. The record is from RefSeq and is a predicted model, not a curated record. The transcript has 17 exons.